This is a messenger RNA of Ilex paraguariensis (yerba mate), 2472 nucleotides long. Lineage: Eukaryota; Viridiplantae; Streptophyta; Magnoliopsida; Aquifoliales; Aquifoliaceae. The record is from the annotation of a GenBank genome assembly.
CUAACUGUUGGGGGUAUUUGUUGCAAGAUGCAGAAAUUUCCCAUUCACCUACGAAGAAAUUUGUGUACCCCAGAUUAUCUGAGACGAACUUGGCUUUAUUGAUGGUACUAACUGUGAUAUAAAACUCCGACAAGGCAAAUGCGAAAAGUCUUUUAAAAACCAUGGCUGCUAUUGUCUUCCCACCGAAAAAGACCAGCUGAAGAACACCCAUUUAUCUAGUCAAGCCGCCAAGCUUAUCAAAUUAGGUAUUAUGAUACCCUUCUUAUCCCAAAAAAGCAAUUCACAUUCAUAGUGCUCUCAUUGCUUUCGUAAGGGUGUUCUUGAAGGUAAUUCCGGUACUGGGUUCUUUUUCUUUUUUGAGUUUCAUGGAAGAUUUGUUGUAUUUAUUAUGAAAAAUGGCUCAUGUUCUUGCUUCAAAUAAUGGGUUCUUGCUUGCUCAUGAAAAAUUGUCACUCCGUGUUGGAAAGCCCAAAUCUUUGGGAAGGUACAGAAUUUCCUCUUGUUUAUUGCCCAACUCUUGCUAUGGUUCUGUUUCGCUUCCUUUAUUGGGUUUUCAUACUUGUUGUAAGUAUCAAACUAGGUUGUUCGUGAACGCUAGGAUUAGGUCACUAAUCAAUGAAAAAGGAAAUAUAGAGACCCAUUUGGGAAAAAGGGAAAAGAAUGAUGUCAGAAAGAAGUUUGCUUUAAGAAGAUUGCGAUUACUGUCGAUAACAUUGAAAAGGGUUCCGAUUCAGUCCAUGUUAAAUGACUUGGGAACAUUUCUGCGUAAAAAUAUUAAAAGAGUGACUGUUUCUACCUCAAUUUCUGUUGCACUGGGGCUGUGCUAUUUGUUUCUGAAAUUUACGGCAAUGCCACCUCCUAAGGUUGUUCAAUACUCUGAUUUGGUAAUGAGCCUUCAAAAUGGGACUGUGACAAGGGUUCUAUUUGAGGAGGGUUCUCGCCGUAUAUAUUACAACACCAACUUAUGGAGUGGUGAUAGUACACAAGUGACUGAAGAUAAAGCAUUAGCAAGAAGCGUUGAGGAUGAGACCUUGGUAGAUAUGGCUGCGAGCAAUGAUGUUGCAAGAAGUCAACAGGUAAAUGGUGCAAAUUUUUUGAGGAAACUUACUACGAAGCGGGCUUCUACACCCCAGUGGCAGUACUCAACAAGAAAGGUAGACCAUGAUGAAAGUUAUCUUCUUAGUUUGAUGAGAGAAAAAGGGGCUGUGUAUGGUUCUGCUCCUCAAUCAGUGUUGAUGGCCAUCAGGAGUAUCUUGAUCACUGUGAUAUCACUUUGGAUUCCUUUGACUCCUUUAAUGUGGAUUCUUUAUCGUCAACUUUCUGCUGCUAAUAGCCCGGCAAGAAAACGAAGACCAAGUAACCAGCUGGUUAGCUUCAAUGAUGUGGAGGGCGUUGAUGUUGCGAAAGCAGAGCUAAUGGAGAUAGUUUUGUGCCUACAAGGAGCUAUUAACUACAGUAAACUUGGAGCCAAGUUACCUAGAGGCGUACUACUAGUGGGUCCUCCAGGAACAGGAAAAACAUUACUAGCCCGUGCAGUGGCUGGAGAAGCAAGAGUCCCAUUUUUCACCGUCUCUGCCAGUGAAUUUGUGGAGAUGUUUGUUGGGAGAGGAGCAGCUCGCAUUAGAGACCUUUUUAGUGUGGCAAGGAAGAGUUCACCAUCAAUCAUUUUCAUUGACGAGCUUGAUGCUGUUGGAGGAAAGCGUGGUAGAAGUUUAAACGAUGAAAGAGACCAAACACUAAACCAGUUGCUGACGGAAAUGGAUGGCUUUGAAUCGGAUGUGAAUGUAGUUGUCAUUGCUGCAACUAAUAGACCAGAAGCACUGGAUCCAGCUCUAUGUCGGCCUGGACGCUUUUCAAGGAAAGUAUUUGUGGGAGAACCAGAUGAAGAUGGAAGGAAAAAAAUUUUGGCUGUACAUCUAAGAGAAGUUCCUCUUGAGGAAGACACUGAGCUUAUCUGCAACCUGGUUGCAUCUCUUACCCAAGGCUUUGUAGGUGCUGAUCUUGCAAACAUCGUCAAUGAAGCUGCUCUACUUGCUGCUCGUGGAGGUGGUGAAUGUGUGUCGAGGGAAGACAUAAUGGAAGCUAUAGAAAGAGCGAAGUUUGGAAUCAGUGAUAGGCAACUGAGUCCUACUACAAUAAGCAAGGAAAUAGGGAAACUGUUCCCAUGGAUGUCAUCUCUUCUUGGGAGGAAAGAUAGAAGACAGGACACAAUUCAAGGGCCCCUGGGCUAUCAAACUCUAAGCUGACGAGUACGUUCUGUUGCUCAGACCUGUUUGUUAUAUAUUACGUUCACGAAUGCAUACGUGUACUUAAAUGAGAAAAUUUUGGUUCUAAUCUAUUUUUUUUCCCAUUGAAUCUUGUUUGAAAUAAAAUGACUUCUUGUUGUUGCAUAUGAGUGCCAGAAUUGGAAUUUUGAGGUUUCAUGUUGAAUUUGAGCCACUUCUGUAUAGGGAUCCUGGAACAUAUUGGCAC